GUUGUUUGUUUUCACCAAAGCAGCAGCCGCAGCGCGCAGCGGAGGUUUAUACGGACGAGCACAGAGACUCACGGAAUCGUAUAACGGUUACGUUUUUAACCUUCAUCGCAUCUUAAUAGCCUUCCGCCAUGGCUCUGUGCAGUAGCAUCGGAGCCUUGGCGUUACCCAGCGAGCUCAUCGUGCACAUAUUUUCCUUCCUAUCGGACCGAGAUAAGCUCCGGGCCUCGACUGUGUGCUCCCGCUGGAGGGAGUGUCUCUUCUACCCCGCGCUGUGGACCGAGCUCAAGCUGCGGGUCGGCGGAGGCACCAACGGAGGCGGCUCCGGAUCGGAACAGACCCCGCGGUUAGAGUUUCUCAUGCGAAAAUUUGGUUCGUUUGUGCGAGAGCUGCGGCUGGAAUUCGCCCCGGUGGACAGGUAUUUGAGUCCCCUGCACGGCGGAACGCAACCCGUCGAGAGCGACCCGCAGUUCGCAGAGCGCUGGAAGGAUGCGAUGGUGACAUAUUUGGACCAGGUGUUGUGUGUGCUCAGUGGUCUGCGUAAUAACAGAAACCUCCAGACUUUGAGUCUUUACGGUGACACGUGCGUUCUGCAGGAUGAUGGGGUUUUGGACAGCUCUUACCUUAACCAGGUUGACCAAGGGGGCAAGAAAAUUAAAGAAAUCCAGCAGCUCUUUGAAGAGAUCCUGUCCAACAGCAGGCAGAUGAAGUGGCUAUCAUCUGCGUUCAUGCUCGGUGUGUUGACCCCUCGCUCUCUGGCUUCUCUCUCGAACGCCAGCACCAGCUCUCUCGAGCACCUCAGCCUGCUAGAUAACCAGCUGGCCAGCCUGGUGUCCACGGUCGAGGUGGAAAGGCUCGUUAACCUUCGCUCUUUGUCUGUGGACUUUUGCGACUUCACCUCCGACAUGUGCCGUCUCCUCGCCUCCGCUGACCGAGCGCCGCUUCAUCGCCUUUCCCUCCUACUCAAUGGCGCCGCUUCAGACGUCAAGCCUUUGAAUGGUACGGCAACCGAGGACGAUUGGAAAGGCCUGGUGCGCUGCAGCACAAACCUGCGCGUCUACAUCAUGGCUAUGGACGUUUGCAGCCAGGAUCUUCUGCGUAUUCUGAAACCCAGCGUGCCCCUUGAGAGGAUCCACCUGGACGGCUACAGCACGCUGGUGACGGAUGGUGUGGUGGAGCUCAUCUCCCAACAGUACCACAAAACCCUCACCCACUUCAUCUUGAUGAGAGAUGACGCCACAUUCCCAGACCUCAGCGUGAACCGUAACGAAGACCCGCUGGUUCUCCUCGCCUGGCGCUGUGUGCACCUUGCUGUCUUGAUCAUUCAUGGCUACACCGUGUGGUCCCACAACCUCGUGGCCAUUUCUCGCUUGCGUGGCUCCAACCUCAAUGUCCUGGAAGUGUCAGAAGAAAGCAUCGACUUUGACCCAGACCAGUUGGUGUACAUCGAGGGUGACCCCGUCCAUAAUCUGGUGAAGGAGGUGUCCCUGGGACUGGACCGUGUCUGGCAACCCUCCAUGGACGGCAGCAUGGUCCUGAAUGAACCCACUCAGCAUUUCCACCGCGAGAUGCAAAGCUUCAGCGCGGGCAUGUAGACGUUACCCAACCCCUGUGCUUGGUGAUCGUUCACUAAAUGGGCCCUUUCUUAUUUUACAUAUUCUGUUUUUCAUUGCUUUUUGUUUUCCUUGUAGUGUGAAUUAAUCCUUUACAUGUGCUGUGUUUAAUCAGUAUUAGCUCUAUAUUUAAAUCUAUAUCUUAUCUAUAUCUAUAAAUAUAUAUCCUGCUUAUUACUAGGGAAGUAUAGUUGGGUAUUGGUUUAGUAGCUUAUCGAGUGAAUGUUUCGAGAGGGGCUUUUAUACAGCUUAGCUUAAAAGUUGUACAGUGAGUCGUUUAUCCUCUCGCUUUUGUCCGUUCCCCCUAGAAAGCGUGGAGUUACCUCAAUCAGUUGAUCCUUCUUGGCUUUCGAAAACGACGAAAUCCCACGUUCUCGUUGACCUUUUUAUAGGGAGAUUAGUCUUCCGGCCGAGGGACGGACGGGGCUGAUCCACAGCAGUUCGAACCCCUUCCUCUCUGUAUGUAAUUGUUUUUCGCAACUGAGGAUUGGUGGAAACGACACGUUCGGGACGUAGUUCCCGCUGGUUUUUCUCGACCUGGAAGUAGACGCACCUCUGCUGGUGAAACCAAUCGUAGAGGUUUACUGUCCGGUGCGUGACACCUGCAUGCUGACCGCCCUCCAGCACAAUAUCUGGGCCCAGCCAUAGGUGUGUGUGUGUGUGUGUGUGUGUUUCUCUUUUCUGUGUUUUUGUUUUAAUGAAGUUUUUUCGUCUGUCUCAGGUAGGCAAAAAUUAUGACAAGGAAAAUGAAGAUUAUGGUUACGGCGAGAGUGAAAACAAUCAACUGUUCUGUCAGUUUUAAUUGUUCUUCUGGAGUCACAGUUGCCUUCAAACUCCCCCUUAUUUUUUUCACGCCCGAUUCUUGAUUCAAUCUAUUCAACGUCAACACGGAGCGUCAUUUAUUUAACACGUAAUUCCCAACGGAAAUGUGUUGACGAGAGUGAUUGGAUAAAAUCCAGACCACAGUAUUUCAUCUGUAAAAUUUCAUUAGAUAGAGGGAGGCAGAUGUUUGCUUGUUCCAUAUCUCAGGAUUCCUGCACUUGCGGUACUUUUCCAGUCAAAAGCUUUUGUUAAAGCUCCGUUCAGAGGGUCGACGCGCUCGAUUGGGCAAGAUUUUGUAGAUUUUUGGAGGUGGGAAAGCUCUUCCAACAGAAUGCGCUUUAAAAGCUGGCUUUUAUUUUGAUUUCUCUAGUUUACUCUUUAAGAUUGAAGUUCUCGGUGUGUCGUUUGCUUUUACGUAUGUUGUUCGUACACAUUUUUAAAAAUCUAAGUUAAGCUGUGGUUGCUUGCGUAGUUCUAAUAAGUGAAUGUCAAACUCGAGCCUUCCUGAAAGUGGUAUAAUCCCCCUCUUUCGAGAACAUAUCUUUAUUUUUUUGCAUGCUUGGAUAAAUGAAGAGAUCCGUCAAAGAGCAGAGUACUUUUUUAAACCAUUAAGUUGCCUCGCUAACUCUGUAAGACCUCGAAACGUUCUAUAUUUUGGUGGCACGGAUGACCGGUUAACAAAGCCAAACCAAGUUUGAAACGAAAGCCAUCGCCCAAUCAUCCUUGAUAGAUGCGCUUAAUACAAACCUACAGCCAAAGUGGCAGCUUAAGAAAGAUCUCUAUAUGCAAGUGUUUUUUUCGAGGGUUACCAAGCAAUGAUCUUGUUAAGAUUUGUUAUCAGUGAUCCAAAGAAAGGUUUAAAGCAGUUACCCAAUGAGAUCCAACAGCUCUUGGCACAUGAAGGCCUAGAAGUAGGAGUUUAUCUGUGGAUAAAUGUUACUAUACAUUUUGUAAAUGCGAAACAACACGGAGAUACAGCUUGAAUAAACGGCGACAGGUUUACAACCUAUUAUGGUACUAGUGUCAACAUUAAUGAAAAUGGUAACUUUCCGCAGUUUGCGGCACAGAAAGCGAAAGGGUUUGAGAAUUGAUGAUGUAAGAUUUUAAAAUAAUCGAAAUUUUGCUCAUUUUGAAUAAACCAUGGUCUUAAAAAAAAGAAAAGGUUGUUUCCGGUGCGUUGACAUAGAUGCCAGAAGUGCUUGAAUGAAUGUGAAUCUCUUGUAUCACAAUGCCAGUAGUGAGAUUCUGUAUGGUUCCCGUUUUUACUUCAGUAGAGCACCAAAAAUAAGCAUUUUAUUUAUCUAGAGCUUGUUGUAUAUUGAAUUUGCUCCAAGGACUGGAGUUGAUUGAGAACAACAGUGUUGGUCAGUCUUCUUUCGAACCGCUAUAACGCUCAUACCGUGCCUAUAAAGCCAGAAUAGGUUUCAAACCCGAGACAUGGCACAUUUAAUCCGUUCUUUUUGUUCGUGUGUAUAUAUGUGAAGUGUAAACUUUCAGAAAAGUGCAAACGUUAGAAAUGGGGUACGUUCGUUACAAAGCGCACCGCUUUUUCUGCAGUAAACAGGAAACGGCCUUUCUCAGGGUUUCCGUUAUGAUGUACGGAGGAUAGUCCAAUUGCUCAGGCCUCGCACCAUGAGAGUUUCCAUAAAGAAAUGAUCUUCUCAAUAGUCACUGGAUUUAACUUCUGUCGGCGCCCGCUGCCAAAGAUCACGGUGAUACGCGUUUCGAAGUGCCCACAUGCUGGCAGAGGGCAGGGCCGACGCUUGAUCGGCCGAGAUGUACAAACUACUACUUGUGUUACGACAACUACUAUUAGAUUAAUGGGAGGUUGGACUUGAGCGGUGGUCCACAGCUGUGCUGUGGCUUAGGUCAACAUGCGUUAGAUCUCUCUUACAAUGCACCUGUUUCACUGUGAAAAGUGAAUGUAAUUUAACUAUUGAUAAAAUCAAGGUUGGUUCUAUCAGACCUUUAAGCUGCUAUGAGACGUGUUAGGAACAUUCCACUGGGGAGAUAAAAACGAAAAUGGCCAAAUGUCUGCAUGAAAUGAUUAUUUUUUUACUCUUUUCGUUUUUGUUUUGGUUAGGGCUUGGACGGGAUCUGGAAUAGGCAUACGACUGGUAAAUCAUUUGAGAGCGCAUAGACACGGGCGCAUGUUUUAUUUGUUUAGACCAGUCGGUGGUUACAACUCAGUUGGAUCCCUAAGUUUUUGCUUUUCGUUAUAUGCAUUUCACAAUCUCACGUAGUACGGAGAAAGCUGUACGUACAGAGGCUGCUAUGAACCCCACCUGGAAAAAGAAUCGCCUGUUAAAGCUUUUCCGAUCAACCUUGUGGGUAAAAAGUGGAGUUUGGUUGAUUUUUGUGGUUGACAACUUUUUACACUUAAACCAACGAUCCAACAUUCCCACUGUAGGCCGAAUACAAAGCUCGACGACACGGCGAAGAUGAAAACUAUGCAAAUGAAAUGCAUAUGAUCCAGUGGCUCUUAACUUGUUUUCAUUUUAUUUCUUUUUUUUUUCUGUCACUCAAAUAGAAACAACCUAACUCGCAACGAUACUUGGCCUUAUUAUUGUUAUUAAUAUUGUUUUAAGAUCUAGAUUCUUCGGAAGCCAACUCAGUUUCAGGGGCGACCGUGGGUUUCAGACAUGGUCUCUGUGAGACUGGCCAGCAGGCCCCAGUUAUAAGUGAUACGAAUGUUGUGCAUUUGUUUAAAAUCAGGACAGUUUGCAAUAAAAAAAAGUGGCCAUCACGGGGCACGAGCAGUGCUAAGACCACGCUGCUACCUUAUAAACUAAAAUGGGAAGUUAAAUAAGAUUACAUGCAUACGCGUAUAUAUACAUGUAUAUCAACGUAUAUACUUUUAUGCAACACAUGUCCGGGUUCUAUUUAUGAACAUGAUAAACAAAGUUUAUAAGCGUUGUUGUUUAGCAAAAAUGGUUUUACCAUCUUAAAUGUUUAAUAUUUGGGCAGGUGUGUUCUGUCUAACUUUUUGUCUCCGGUGAGCACACAUAGCAUUGGAUUUUAUAUGUACAUCUGCAAACAAGCAAGUACUCUGGCACAGGUGUGAACAUGCCAGGUGGGAAGAUUUUUAAUGAGAAAUGUGAUCUUUGAGGUUCCACGAUAAAGAAGAAAAAAUCUAUGAAAAACUUAACUGACAGAUAUUGGGUAAACCAGCCGAAUGUUGAUUUGACUUAAUGUUGAACGAAUGCAUUUUCUUUUAAUCGGUAAAUAAAAGCAUUAAAAAUCAA
Paramisgurnus dabryanus is the source of this 5677-nucleotide messenger RNA. RefSeq names its product F-box protein 33 (gene fbxo33). Gene Ontology annotation, molecular function: protein binding. Gene Ontology annotation, biological process: positive regulation of protein ubiquitination. The record is from RefSeq and is a predicted model, not a curated record. Lineage: Eukaryota; Metazoa; Chordata; Actinopteri; Cypriniformes; Cobitidae.